AUGGGCUCCAGCAUCUUCCCACUCUGCCUGACACUUGUGCUAUGUUCUGUCUAUGGUUCUCCAGUCUCUGUGGGACACCUCUCCAAUGAAGCAGAUGCUGGAGCUGGUGAGAUAUUCAAAGACAUUCCCCAGAUCAACUUGGCUGCUGGACUGGACCUCUUUCAGGGUGAUAUCUUGCUCCCUAAAAAUCAGCGAAAUGCCUUAAGAAAUGAGACCUACAGGUGGAAGUUCCCCGUUCCUUAUAUUCUGGGUGAUGACCUAGACCUGAAUGCCAAAGGAGUCAUUCUCCAGGCAUUUGAAAUGUUCCGCCUGAAGUCCUGCAUUGAUUUCAAGCCAUAUGAAGGAGAAAGAACCUACAUUUUCUUUAGCAAACAAAGCGGGUGUUGGUCCAUGGUGGGGGACCUGCAGACUGGACAGAACCUCUCAAUUGGGUCAGGGUGUGACUACAGAGCAAUUGUGGAACAUGAGAUCCUGCAUGCUUUAGGAUUUUACCAUGAGCAGUCGAGGACGGACCGGGAUGACUAUGUGAAUAUCUGGUGGGAUGAAAUUCUUGAAGGCAGAGAACACAAUUUUGCAAAGUAUGAUGACACCUAUAUCACUGAUCUGAACACCCCCUAUGACUACGAAUCAUUGAUGCACUAUGAACCAUUUUCAUUUAACAAAAAUGCAAGUGUCCCCACAAUCACAGCAAAGAUACCAGCGUUUGAUGACAUAAUUGGACAACGUCUAGACCUCAGUGCCAUUGACCUGGAAAGACUAAAUCGCAUGUACAACUGCACUUCAACUCACACCUUUUUGGACCAGUGUUCUUUUGAGCUUGAAAACAUCUGUGGUAUGAUCCAGGGCACCAACCAUGACCAAGACUGGGUCCACCAACAGGGCAGCAUGACGGGGCAGGAGGACCACACAUUUUCUGGGCAGUGUAGAGAUGCUGGCUACUUCAUGCACUUCAACACCAACUCUGGGCAGGCAGGUGAGGUGGCAAUCCUGGAGUCCCGAAUCCUUUAUCCAAAGAGAACUCAGCAGUGCCUCCAGUUCUUCUACAGGACCACUGGAAGCCCUUCUGACAAGCUGAUCAUCUGGCUUAAAGAGGAUGAUGGCACUGGGAACAUUCGCAAGAUGAGGAAAAUUCAAACCUUUCAAGCGGACAGUGACUCCAACUGGAAAAUUGCCCACGUAACCCUCAAUGCUCAGAAGAAGUUCCGUUACCUCUUCCAAGGACUGAAGGGCAACCCCAGCUCCUCCUUGGGUGGGAUUGCUAUUGAUGAUGUGACUCUGACAGAGAUGCCCUGUCCCACAGCUGUGUGGGUCAUUCGCAACUUCAGCAAAAUCCUUGAGAACUCAUCCAUCAGCCUUAUUGAAAGCCCUCGGUUUUACAGCCCUGAGGGUUAUGGGUUUGGCAUCAGCGUAUUGCCCAACUACCGAAACAGUGGCUAUGCUCGUGUUGCCUUCCACCUGUGCAGUGGAGAGAACGAUGCAGUCCUGGAGUGGCCGGCUCUGAACCGCCAGGCCACACUCACAGUGCUGGACCAGGACCCCGACGUGCUGAAAAGGAUGUCCUCGAGCAAAAGCUUCACCACAAGCAAGGACCAUGUCACAGAUAAUGCAACUAUAAUAUGGGAUAAACCAUCAAUUGCUGGAAGAUUUGAUGAGUCAUGCAAUUGCAACAGAAGUGUAGCCUGGGGGUGGAGUAACUUCAUAUCCCACAGCCAGCUGAGACGGAGAAGCUUCCUGAAAAAUGAUGACCUGAUUAUUUUUGCAGAAUUUAAUGAUAUAAUUCACCUCAAUAACACUGAAGUUCCUGUUGAACCUGUGCAAUCUGCUCGCAUGGAAGGCCUCGUUCUGGAAAGGCAGAAGAGAGCAGCCCAGGACAUGGAGCCCAUUCAGGACCGGCUGCCUUAUCUGCCAGACCCAUGUGACCCAAACCCUUGUCAGAAUGAUGGAGUCUGUGUGAAUGUGAAAGGAAAAGCAAGCUGCAGGUGCUCAUCAGGACAAGCCUUCUUCUUCACUGGUGAGAGGUGUCAGUCAAGGCAGGUCCACGGGAGCAUCCUGGGAAUGUCGAUUGGUGGAAUUGCUGGAACCAUUGUCUUAACUAUCGUCCUCAUUUCCAUGAUGGCUAGAAAAUAAAAAACUGCAUGGGGGACAAAUUUCAACCUGGUUCAUAAGAUACGCAUUUUCAGUGAAAAAUUAUGUAUAUAACUUGGAGAAAAGCAGUCAUCAUAUGGAUGAACAGCUCUGCCAACA
Molecule: messenger RNA, 2244 nt
Organism: Sturnus vulgaris (Common starling)
Lineage: Eukaryota; Metazoa; Chordata; Aves; Passeriformes; Sturnidae
Gene: MEP1A
Product: meprin A subunit alpha
Biological process (GO): proteolysis
Cellular component (GO): membrane
Molecular function (GO): zinc ion binding; metalloendopeptidase activity; protein binding
Source: RefSeq, a predicted model, not a curated record